AGCAGGCCUCAGAACAACCUUCAGCAGUCAUGGGGGCUUUCGAUGACAGGACCAGUAUCAUCAAGGGCGACGCACUCAAGGUGCUCCCGGAUCUGGAUCUUGAUGACGACGACAGCAACGCCGAUGAGUCCAAGGUGCCUUUGACGAGGUCCAAUGUGUAUGCUGACAGUCCGCGCGAGGCCCACCUAAGCGAAGGCAUCACUGAAGCGGAAAUUAUCCGUCGACGACGCGUAGGUAUCGCUUUCGUGCUGGGUCUCGUCCUCGCCAGCGCAACUUGUGUCAUGCUUUUGGGUGUCCUAGGACACGAAGAGAAUUACGGCUCAACACCUGCCAUUCAACAUCAUUUCAUUGCUGCAACUUCAGCCGAUGGGUUCAAGAAAAACCUCGAGUUUUACACUGACGUCGUUCGCCACACCGGCAGCACUGGGGACUACGAGAUGGCAAAGUUUAUCCGCUCGAGUGCAAUCGAUUUUGGCUUUGAAGAGGGUCACAUCAAGAUUGACGAGUUCGAAAUGCUCGUCAACGCACCUGAGACCCUCACUCUGGAUAUUCUCCAAUUGCCUAAUAACACGUCGCUAGCGUCGUACGAUUUCAUUGCUGAACAUGCUGCUCGACAGGCCAAACGACAGGCAAAAGGCAAGAACUUGAUUAAACCUUAUGCAGCAUUCCACUUGUACUCCAAGAACGGCUCCGUAUCUGGACCGGUUGUGUAUGCACAUUUCGGCUCCUCUGAAGACUAUCAAGCUCUGGCAUUGAACAACAUUACCGUCUCUGGUAAAAUCGCUUUGGUUCGCAUAGGAGGAGACAUCUCUUUACCGGCAAAGGUGGUCAUAGCCUCCAAGUUUGGAGCUGUCGGUGUACUCACCUACACUGACCCGGCCGACGAUGGCCCAGCUCGAGGACGCACAGCACCCGAUGGGCCAUGGCGUCCUACUACAACCACAACAUUCGGCAACGUGUACAUGGGAGACGGUGAUCCGACCAUGCCGGAAGGAUUCUCAGCGACAAGACCCAUGGGAACCGAUGCCGAUCGUCUCUCUGUUGACGACAUUUACUCGGUGAACAACACGUUCAACAUGCUCCCGCCAAUUGUCAGUAUGCCUAUUAGCGCUGCAGUUGCUCAAGACCUGCUACUUCAGACCGAAGCUGCUUCAAAGAAGGUAGCAACGUUGAAGCUGAUUGACGCCGCUGAUGUCUUCGGAACUCGAUGGGAAGGUGGAGCUUUGGGUGUCGAGUACUUGCUUCCAGUAGAUGACGAAACAUCCAAGUCAGAAGACGUUGAUGUUAUCGUCAAGAUGGCGAACCACAAUGUGUACAACUUAACCACGACGUGGAACGUGGUGAUCACUGUGCACGGCUCUCGUGAACCGGAUCGCCAUGUCCUGGUCGGUGCGCCACGUGACUCUUUGAACGCUGGUGCUGUAAGUCCAGGCUCAGGUAACGCUGUGUUUCUCGAAGUUGUCCGAGCGUUGGGAACACUCGUGUCGAAUGGAUGGACCCCGUAUCGUACGCUGGUGCUCGCAUCGUUUGGUGGCGAGCAAUUCGGCUCCGUUGGUAGCUCGCACUGGAUCGACCGGUACCCAAGCUUUGGAAGUGGCAACUCUGGACGUGGCGUAGUGUAUUUACAUCUAGACGACGUUGUACGUGGUGCUGGUGCACUUCGUUGCAAGGCCUCGGCUACCAUCCGCAAGAACAUUUAUCUCAUGACUGCAGCGGUUGCUCAACCGAAGAAACAAGACUAUCCUGACGUCGACAGCUUCUUCUUCAGCAACGCAUCCGCUACUUCAGCUGUAGCUACUGGGAGCUCCAGUAAGGAUGAAGACGAUCUCGACAUGUUGCCAGUAAACGCAACUUUUUCAAGUAACGAGCUCCCUGAGGGCAGUGGCAACUCUGUCUUUGCGUAUUGGCUUGAAGAUGCCAACAAGAAGAACCCAGGUGGUGUUGAAUUAGAGCUGCCACCAAUGGAGAAGAGCAUGGGUGGACGUAUCUCCCCAUUCCUUGGACGAUUGGGCAUCCCGUCGCUGGAGCUUGGCUUUGAUGGAGGCUACUUCGGUGUGGGUAAUACCGGUGCUGACGUCCCUGCGUGGAUCUCGCACUUCGCUGACCCUCAGUUCGCUUUCCACCGUGCUGCUGCUGAGCUUUAUGGCAGUAUUCUGUUGUCAUUCUCGGACGCACAGUUCUUGCAGUAUGACUUUACGGAAUUAUCACGAGAACUCCGUCGAGGUGAAGCGUUCUUGGAGGAUGCACUAGCACGUGAAGGACUGGCCGAAGUGGUGCCUCUUGUUCGUCUACACAACGCCACUACCGCCUUCGAAGCCGCUGCUAUCAGUGUGAGUCACGAGAUGAACGUCAUUUCCGACCAAGAGCACGACUUCAGCCGCGUCAGAUUGAUCAACAAUCGUCUACUGCGUGCACAACGUGCGUUCGUGCUCCCUUCAGGUCUCAUGUACAUGCCUUGGAUCAAGAACGUAUUGUACGGCAUUUCCGAGUGGGAUGACUAUCGAGUGAGUCUGUUCCCUGGCGUCACUCACGAACUCAAGCGUGGCAACGCCAUGACGGUACGACGUGAGCUUGUGCGCCUAUGCAUCACCAUUGAAGCAGCUACCGAUAUCCUCAUGAACGCACCCGAUGAAGAGUAA
Molecule: messenger RNA, 2639 nt
Organism: Phytophthora infestans T30-4
Lineage: Eukaryota; Oomycota; Peronosporomycetes; Peronosporales; Peronosporaceae
Product: N-acetylated-alpha-linked acidic dipeptidase-like protein
Exons: 4
Coding region: 30-2639 (869 amino acids)
Molecular function (GO): carboxypeptidase activity
Source: RefSeq, a predicted model, not a curated record